Capsaspora owczarzaki ATCC 30864 is the source of this 1494-nucleotide messenger RNA. RefSeq names its product acyl-CoA dehydrogenase. The coding region runs from base 36 to 1331 and encodes 431 amino acids. The record is from RefSeq and is a predicted model, not a curated record. Lineage: Eukaryota; Filasterea; Ministeriida; Capsasporidae. Gene Ontology annotation, cellular component: mitochondrial inner membrane. The transcript has 4 exons. Gene Ontology annotation, molecular function: fatty-acyl-CoA binding; glutaryl-CoA dehydrogenase activity; flavin adenine dinucleotide binding. Gene Ontology annotation, biological process: fatty acid beta-oxidation using acyl-CoA dehydrogenase; fatty-acyl-CoA biosynthetic process.
UCUCUCUUCGUAUCAUCCUCAUUCAGUUGUUCAACAUGGCUUCGCUCACCAUUGCUCGUCGCAUUGCCUCUGCUUCGCUCGGCGCGUCUUCUGCUCGUACCUUUGCCUCUGCGGCCACCACUGCAUCGCUCGCUGGCGGACCGGGACCGGCCAAGUUUGUCAAGUUCAACCACACCGACCCGCUCAACAUGGACGGCCUGCUCACCGAGGAGGAGCGCAUGGUCCGCGACAUGGCCAACGAGUACUGCCAGAGCAAGCUGCUGCCGCGCGUCAAGCUCGCCUACCGCCACGAGACAUUCGAUCGCGCCAUCUUCACCGAAAUGGGCAAGCUCGGCAUGCUCGGCGCCACCAUCCAGGGCUACGAGUGCCCCGGCGUCAGCUCGGUCGCGUACGGUCUGAUUGCUCGCGAGGUCGAGCGUGUCGACUCGUCCUACCGCUCCGCCAUGUCUGUGCAGUCGUCGCUCGUCAUGUACCCCAUCUACGCGUACGGCACAGAGGCCCAGCGCAAAAAGUACCUGCCUGGCCUCGCCCGCGGCGAGCUGGUCGGCUGCUUUGGCCUCACCGAGCCCAACCACGGCUCCGAUCCCGGCAGCAUGGAGACCCGCGCCCGCAAGACCCCGCAGGGCAACUACAUUCUCAACGGCGCCAAAAUGUGGAUUACCAACUCGCCGAUCGCAGACGUCUUUGUCGUCUGGGCCAAGACCGUCGAGGACGGCAUCAUCCGCGGCUUUGUGCUCGAGAAGGGCAUGAAGGGCUUGAGCGCCCCCAAGAUUGAGGGCAAGUUCUCGCUCCGCGCCUCGCCCACCGGCGAAAUUGUCAUGCAGGACGUCGAAGUCCCCGCGGAAAACCUGUUGCCCAACGUCGAGGGCCUCAAGGGUCCCUUUGGCUGCUUGACCAACGCCCGCUAUGGCAUUUCCUUUGGUGCCAUGGGCGCUGCCGAGUUUUGCAUGGAAGCUGCUCGCACCUACACGGUUGAUCGCAAGCAAUUCGGCCGCCCCCUCGCGAGCAACCAACUCAUCCAAAAGAAGCUUGCCGACAUGCUGACCGAGAUCAACCUUGGUCUCCUCGCCAGCUUGCAGGUUGGCCGCUUGAAGGAUGCUGGCAAGCUUGCUCCCGAGAUGGUUUCGCUUGUCAAGCGUAACAACUGCGGCAAGGCGCUCGAUAUUGCCCGCGUUGCCCGCGACAUGCUGGGUGGCAACGGCAUCAGCGACGAGUACGGCGUCAUCCGCCACGUUCUCAACCUCGAGGCCGUCAACACGUAUGAAGGCACUCACGACAUUCACGCCUUGAUUCUUGGCCGCGCCAUGACUGGGCUCCAGGCCUUCCAGUAACAACAGACACCACAAACACGCAAAAACACACCAAGCUACUCUUUUGCCCCAUUGUUGGCUGCCUGACUGCCUUUGAAGUUGGCGCUCCAUGAAUUUAUCAACAAAAAAAAAAAUACAAACUUGCAAAUCCGCUUCCUGGAUUCAACGCCAGCUCAGAGAGAAU